Scatophagus argus is the source of this 1402-nucleotide messenger RNA. It is a transcript of the gene ppm1na, whose product is annotated as protein phosphatase, Mg2+/Mn2+ dependent, 1Na (putative). Gene Ontology annotation, molecular function: manganese ion binding; magnesium ion binding; protein serine/threonine phosphatase activity. NCBI's taxonomy places the organism in Eukaryota, Metazoa, Chordata, Actinopteri, Scatophagidae. The transcript is spliced from 5 exons. Gene Ontology annotation, biological process: negative regulation of canonical NF-kappaB signal transduction; protein dephosphorylation; positive regulation of canonical Wnt signaling pathway. Bases 1 to 1302 code for a protein of 433 amino acids. Gene Ontology annotation, cellular component: cytosol; nucleus. The record is from RefSeq and is a predicted model, not a curated record.
AUGAGGACGGCCAGGCGAGCCAGCAACGUGGAGGUGCCCUCUUUUCUCCGGCAGCUGGUCAGAGAGACAGAGAAGAUGGUCACCUUCUUCUUCAAAGGGGGGGCCAGGGAAACCGGGCCUGGGGAGGAGGACGGUUUGGAUGAGGACGACUCAAUGCCGAGUCCGUACCUGGAGCGUCCCAUCUUGGAGAAAUACGUGUCAGAGGGGGGUUCUAAGUCGGAGGUGAACUAUGCCGUGGCGAGCAUGCAGGGCUGGAGGGCUCAGAUGGAGGAUGCCCACACCUGCAUGCCACAGCUGAGAGGAGAGCUGACAGAGUGGGGAUACUUUGCUGUUUUUGAUGGACAUGCAGGCACCACUGUGGCACAGUACUGCUCCAGAAACCUGCUGGAACACAUCUUGGCAACAGGUGGGAUUAAAGCAAGUGAGGACCCCGAGCAGGUGAAGGAGGGGAUCCGUGAAGGCUUCCUGGACAUUGAUCGCCACAUGCACAAACUGGCUCGUCAGGACAACUGGGACCGCAGCGGCUCCACUGCAGCAGCAGUCUUGAUCUCACCGCGCUACAUUUACUUCAUCAACUGCGGGGACUCUCGCACCCUGCUCUGCCAUAACGGCCAGGUGGUCUUCUACACGGAGGACCACAAGCCGUUUAACCCCAGAGAAAAGGAGCGCAUCCAGAACGCUGGCGGCUCGGUGACCCUACAGAGAGUCAACGGAUCGCUGGCCGUCUCCAGAGCACUGGGGGACUUUGACUUCAAGGAGGUAGACUGGAGGCCGCAGACAGAGCAGCUGGUGUCCCCGGAGCCAGAGGUGUACGAGCUGGAGAGGACGCCCGAAGACGAAUUCCUCAUCCUAGCAUGUGACGGUGUGUGGGACGCCAUUGGCAAUGAGGAACUGUGUGCCUUUGUGCGCAGCCGCCUGCAGGUGUGCGACGACCUGAGAGAUAUCUGCAGCCAGGUCAUUGACCUCUGCCUCUAUAAGGGCAGUCUGGAUAACAUCAGCAUCAUCAUUGUCUGCUUCCCUGGCGCCCCCCAGGUGUCACAGGAGGCACUGCAGCAGGAAGCAGAGCUGGAGCAACAGAUUGAUGUCAAAGUGGAAGAGAUCAUCCACUUGAUGAGGUCCAGAGAUGAGGACCCUGACCUUUUGUAUGUUAUCAAGUUCCUGGCUGCGGAGGAGAUGCCAGGCCUUCCUCCAGGAGGAGGCAUCACCAGCAAACGAGACUGCAUCAUCUCCGCAUAUCAGAAACACGUCACGGCUCUCCGAUCACAGGAGCCAAUGGUGAGACAGAUGAGUCACGUGACUUGAUUUGGAUGUCACUGGAUGACAACAACAGUGCCAACAAAAACAAUCUCCACUAUCUCACAAUAAUAUGCUUACUUUCACUGUUUUCUAGGGCUGCAACAAA